This is a messenger RNA of Didymella exigua CBS 183.55, 1082 nucleotides long. Its product is annotated as phosphoribosylglycinamide formyltransferase. The record is from RefSeq and is a predicted model, not a curated record. Gene Ontology annotation, cellular component: cytoplasm. Gene Ontology annotation, biological process: 'de novo' IMP biosynthetic process. Gene Ontology annotation, molecular function: phosphoribosylglycinamide formyltransferase activity. Bases 287 to 928 code for a protein of 213 amino acids. Lineage: Eukaryota; Fungi; Ascomycota; Dothideomycetes; Pleosporales; Didymellaceae. The transcript is spliced from 2 exons.
AACCAAGCCAAGGGUCUACACAAAGCUAGAUCAACAAGUUUUACGCAGGAGUUUCAAUUGUGCCGGAGAUCGUGGUAGUGCAGCACCAAGAUGUUCGUCAGCCUCAGACUGCGGACUUUGAUGAUCACCUCCGAGAUCACGUGAUACGGCGGGGUAAUACCAAGGAUUACCCCACCCCCCACGUCCCUCAAAUUUUAGGCACAGAGCCUCAACCUUGAGGUUGUUACUGAAACGAGCGCGUACGUUGCCUCCAGGCUCUUUCGUACUUGGCCCCACACACCACAGAAUGACGGGCAAGAAUCUCACAGUCUUGAUCUCGGGCAAUGGCUCGAACCUACAAGCCCUCAUCGAUGCGUGCGGCACCGACGCGCUCCCAAACGCGAAAAUCGUACAUGUGAUCUCAAAUCGCAAAGCAGCAUACGGCCUCGAACGCGCUUCAAAAGCCAGCAUACCAACUUCCUACCACAACCUCAUCCCUUACAAGAAGAAGCACCCCUCAGAUCUCGACCUCGCGCGCAGCGAAUACGAUGCCGACCUCGCGAACAUGAUCAUUAACCAUGCCCCAAGAACAGACCUGAUCGUCUGUGCAGGCUGGAUGCACAUUGUCACGCCCAACUUCCUCAAUCCGAUUGCUGAAGCGGGCAUCAGGAUCAUCAACCUACAUCCCGCACUGCCAGGCGAGUUUGCGGGCGCGAAUGCGAUAGGCAGGGCGUGGGAGGCGGGGCAGAAGGAGGAAUUGAAGCGGACGGGUGUGAUGAUACAUGAGGUCAUCGCGGAGGUGGAUGCAGGGGACGCGAUCGUGACAAGAGAGGUGGAGAUUAGAGUUGGCGAAACUGAGGAGCAACUUGCGGAGAGGAUGCAUACUGUGGAGCAUAAGUUGAUUGUUGAGGGGACAAGGAAGACGCUGGAGGCGUUAAUGAAGCAGUAGGGGACGAGCAAGGAGAGGACCACAAUGCAACGAGUUUAUCUAGUUAAUAAAGCCUAUUAUAAUAUAAGAGCCAAAGUACUCCACAGGUGCGUCGGACAUAAGGGUGUGUUAGACACUCUGCUAAUACCCUACUAAAAUCCAAUCCUAUUCUGGC